Molecule: messenger RNA, 189 nt
Organism: Trametes versicolor FP-101664 SS1
Lineage: Eukaryota; Fungi; Basidiomycota; Agaricomycetes; Polyporales; Polyporaceae
Exons: 2
Coding region: 1-189 (62 amino acids)
Source: RefSeq, a predicted model, not a curated record
AUGUCUCUCGCUUUCCGCCUCGCCUUCAACCUCGCAUCCCGCCUCGCCCUCGACUUCGACUUCGACUUCGACUUCGCCCUCGACUUCGACUUCGACUUCACCCCGACUUCGCCUUCGCCUCGCCUCGCCGCCACUCGCCCCCGGUCGACAUGUGAGCUCAGACCACAUUCGCAACGCUCCCUGCACUAG